This is a messenger RNA of Brienomyrus brachyistius, 589 nucleotides long. It is a transcript of the gene pclaf, whose product is annotated as PCNA clamp associated factor. Gene Ontology annotation, molecular function: chromatin binding. Gene Ontology annotation, cellular component: nucleus. Gene Ontology annotation, biological process: regulation of cell cycle; translesion synthesis. The coding region runs from base 114 to 458 and encodes 114 amino acids. The transcript has 4 exons. The record is from RefSeq and is a predicted model, not a curated record. Lineage: Eukaryota; Metazoa; Chordata; Actinopteri; Osteoglossiformes; Mormyridae.
GGGUUCACAUUUAAACACGAGCGGGAAAGCCCAAAAGUACUUGCUUUAAGAGACCCAGGAGGGUUGAGUCACAUAUAUCCCAAUCCGGAGCGAAGUUGUUUUAAACAGAAACCAUGGUGAGGACGAAAGCGGACAGCGUGCCUGGAGCCUACAGGAAAGCUGUUGCUGCUUCUGCACCGAGGAAGUCCCUCGGUGCCUCCAGUUCCCCCAACGCUGGGAGCAGUUCCCAAUCGGGAACCCCAGCUAAGAAUAAGUAUGCUGGUGGCAACCCGGUCUGCCCUCGUCCUACUCCGACCUGGCAGAAGGGAAUUGGCGAUUUCUUCGGUGGGCCAGGCAGGAAGCCGGAGAAGGAGAAUCAGCUUCCUGAGCUGGAUGAUGAAGAGGCUGGGGGCAGUGGUGUCUCUAAAGUGCCCAGAAGAUCCCGGCCUUUACAGGAUGAUGAAGAAGACGAUGACUGAUGUGUUUUUAUGAUUAACAAAAGCCAUGGUGAUCAAUACUUGAAAGGUAGAUUUUUAGUUGUGUACAUCUUUGUAUAUAAUUGUUUUUUGUACAGAAGUUUUUUUUUAAAUAAAGGUACUUUGUUAUCUCA